AUGAAUAUACAUGACGAGCACGCACGUAACGCACGCACCUGUCGACCUCUUGCUUACGGCAGCAAUGGCGUGGCUGUUUCCCCUGUUCUUGGAGGAGGUUGCUUGCUGAUGUUGGUACUGUCAGCACGGAAGCUUCCUCCUCCUCUUCUGCUAACCUUUUGGUCUUUGAUGAUCGUGGCAAAACGCAAACGGAUCGAUUCGAUCAGGGCAUCUCACAAAUGA
Zea mays is the source of this 222-nucleotide messenger RNA. RefSeq lists its product as uncharacterized. The coding region runs from base 1 to 222 and encodes 73 amino acids. The record is from RefSeq and is a predicted model, not a curated record. The transcript is spliced from 2 exons. NCBI's taxonomy places the organism in Eukaryota, Viridiplantae, Streptophyta, Magnoliopsida, Poales, Poaceae.